UGAAGAUUUGGCAUCAGUCAGCCAGCCAGUCAGCCAUUAGCCGAAUAGAAAUUGCAAUUAGAAUGUUUGCCACGCCCCUCAGACAGCCGAGCAGUGCCAGCGGUGGUGGGCCAGCAGUGUCAAUGGAUGGCCAGGAGACGCCGUUUCAGUACGAGAUCACCGAUCAUGGGUACGGCAAGGAUGCGGUGAAGGUGCUGCAUGUCAGCCGCAAGGGACCCGUGCACACCAUCCAGGAGUUCGAGGUGGGCACACACCUGAAGCUGUACAGCAAGAAGGACUACUAUCAGGGCAACAACUCGGACAUUGUGGCCACCGACUCGCAGAAGAACACCGUCUAUCUGCUGGCCAAGAAGUACGGCAUCGAGAGUCCCGAGAAGUUUGCUCUGCUGCUGGGCCAGCACUUUCUCAACAAGUAUUCGCAUGUGGAGGAGGCGCACAUCCAUGUGGAGACGUAUCCCUGGCAGCGUGUCUGCCAGGAGGAGACAAAGGCCGUCACCAGUCAGAGUCAGGUGGGUCAGGUGGGUCAGGGCGGCUGCAACAAUUUCAGUUCCAUUGACAAUCGUUCGCUGCAUAACCAUGCCUUCAUUUUUACGCCCACGGCGCUGCACUACUGCGAUGUGGUCAUACGGCGGAAAGAUCCCAAACAAACUGUCAUCAGUGGCAUCAAAGGGCUGCGCGUCCUGAAGACCACCCAAUCCUCGUUCGUGAACUUUGUGAACGAUGAGUUUCGCUCGCUGCCGGAUCAAUAUGAUCGCAUCUUCAGCACUGUGGUGGAGUGCUCCUGGGAGUACUCGGACACACAGACGGUUAACUUUUCGCGCGCCUGGCAGGUGGUGAAGAACAUCAUCUUGAGGAACUUUGCCGGCGAUCCACAGGUGGGCGUUUCAUCGCCCUCCGUGCAGCAUACGCUGUACCUGAGCGAGAAGCAGGUGCUGGAUGUCAUACCGCAGGUGUCGGUCAUCUCCAUGACCAUGCCGAAUAAGCAUUACUUCAAUUUCGAUACAAAGCCCUUCCAGCAGAUUGUGCCCGGGGACAAUAAUGAGGUUUUCAUUCCGGUGGACAAGCCGCAUGGCACCAUCUAUGCCCAGCUGGCACGCAAGAAUCUCAGUCAUCUUUAGCAACGAUUUUCACUAUGAUUUAGCAUAAAUUUAGCAAAAAAUUAAAUAAAUACGCGAA
This is a messenger RNA of Drosophila obscura, 1176 nucleotides long. It is a transcript of the gene Uro, whose product is annotated as uricase. Gene Ontology annotation, biological process: purine nucleobase catabolic process; urate catabolic process. Lineage: Eukaryota; Metazoa; Arthropoda; Insecta; Diptera; Drosophilidae. The record is from RefSeq and is a predicted model, not a curated record. The coding region runs from base 63 to 1118 and encodes 351 amino acids. Gene Ontology annotation, cellular component: peroxisome. The transcript is spliced from 2 exons. Gene Ontology annotation, molecular function: urate oxidase activity.